Messenger RNA from Hemiscyllium ocellatum (epaulette shark), 2192 nucleotides. It is a transcript of the gene clybl, whose product is annotated as citrate lyase beta like. Bases 35 to 1123 code for a protein of 362 amino acids. Gene Ontology annotation, biological process: regulation of cobalamin catabolic process. Lineage: Eukaryota; Metazoa; Chordata; Chondrichthyes; Orectolobiformes; Hemiscylliidae. Gene Ontology annotation, molecular function: (S)-citramalyl-CoA lyase activity. The transcript is spliced from 9 exons. The record is from RefSeq and is a predicted model, not a curated record.
GCACCAAUCAGCGAGAGUUUCUGACCGUGUUAAGAUGGCGGCUGUGAGGAUCAGGGAGCUACUGAUCUCCACCAACAUAACAAGGUGGUUUCCUCCAAAACGGAAUGCCUGCUUCAGAACUGUUGACAGAGAGAUUUAUUUAAGAAACUCUGCCAAGUCAUGCAGCACUCUCGGGCAUGUGGAGUGUUGUCACUAUACCUGCAGUGCAAACACCAAACGCAAGUAUGUGCCUCGGAGAGCUGUGCUGUAUGUACCUGGGAAUGAUGAAAGGAAACUCCACAAGAUAACCAGUCUCGAUGUAGAUUGUGCUGUCCUCGACUGUGAAGAUGGUGUUGCUUUAAACAAGAAGGAAGAAGCCCGGAUAACGAUUGCAGAGACACUCAAUCGACCUCAUGUAGGCCGCACAGAUCUGUGUGUGCGAAUUAACUCUGUCUCCAGUGGCCUGGCUGAGCUGGACAUGGAAGUUAUCUUACAAUCUAAAGAACUUCCGCCAACCUUGAUGCUGCCUAAAGUGGAAACUGUCGAAGAAAUCAAAUGGUUUGCAGACAGAUUUGCAAAAUACUCAAAGGGCCGGACAUUAAAGGAACCAAUGAAUUUAAUAACUUUCGUCGAGACAGCAGUAGGAUUGCUGAAUUUCAAGGCUGGAUGUGAAGAGGCACAGCACCUUGGCGACCGUGCGGGCUUCCAACUUGAUGGAGUGGUAUUUGGCUCAGAUGAUUUCUGUGCCAGCAUAGGUGCCACCAGAACUAAAGAUGCUCAGGAGCUUGUUUACGCAAGGCAGAAGGUUGUUGUGACGGCAAAAGCAUUUGGUCUCCAAGCCAUAGAUUUGGUCUAUAUUGACUACAAGGAUGAUGAGGGCCUUUGCAAGCAAUCAAGAGAGGGUGCAUUGAUGGGGUUCACCGGUAAACAAGUGAUUCACCCCAGGCAGAUUCCAAUUGUACAAGAAGCGUUUUCACCAAGUCCUGAGAGAGUAAAGUGGGCUCGGGAACUGAUUGAAGCUUUUGAAGAAUAUCAAAAACUGGGAAAGGGAGCCUUCACUUUUCAUGGGAGCAUGAUCGACAUGCCAUCUUUGAAGCAGGCACAGAACAUCAUUACACUGACCUCAACCAUCAAAGAAACAUGAAACCUCAAGAGGAGACAAGUUUUACCGUAGAUCGCUUGGCAAAUGCCAUGGACAGCAAUAAACAGCAAUAGAGACUAGUUGCUUGUGGGAAGCAUUAUGGAGGUCACUGCAGAAACGGCAGUGAUGUUUAAUAAUAUGAUAACCUAAGAUCCAUGCAGUUGUUAUUUGAAAGAAAAGAUUUUUUUGGAUGCUGUGGUCUUGUGAGAUUGUCUAGACCAAAUUCUCUUCCUGAGUACAGUAUUUGUACAUAGCUAGCCCCCCCCCCCCCGUAACUUCAUACUCUAUGGUUAGGGACACGGUUAGACACAGACCUGCAGUAAUUUUUUUUCUGAUGCAACGAUUAGAACCACCGUGCAGCAGGAUUCGUCUGGGAGGACCCCUGUCAGUUUUUGUAUCACAUGAAAAAAACACUGCUGCAGGUCAGACAUGUUGGUUGGUUAACAGGCUGGGGUACAAGCCUGUUUAACCAGAGGUUUGCCCAGUUUGAGGCAAAGUAAAUAAGCAUAAUAAUCACCCAUUGUUACACAGUGCAGCAGAGCUCCUGUGCUGAAGGGUUAAGUACUGCAAAGGGCCAAAGUUUGUUCACUGCAGAACCCAAAUUAAAUUCACACUCCUGAGAAAAAUUCCUUCAGGAACUGAGGGGCGUUCACAAAUUAAAACUAAAAAAUACUUCAGAUUGCCUCAUGGCCUAUGCAUCAGCUGAUCUAGUUCCUCCAGAGGCUGUAGGAUCUUCUUUAAUUUUACAAAAGUAAUACUAAUUAUUGGACAUGUAUAGUUUGAUUUUGUAAAGUGUCAAAUUUAAUAAUUUCUUUUAAAUGUUCUAAAAUUGGUUUGCUAUCCUGUGGUUAAUUCCAUUUUGAUUUUUUUUUAAAAAGGGCAAUGAUUAAAAUAUAUUUGACAUAAUGAUAACUGUUCUGGUCUCGUAUUGUAUCUACUGCUGCCAGCGGCUUAUUGUUGUCUCUUUUUGAAGUAAGAUUACGUCACAGCAUCGUCGUUACUUGCAAAUGUGAAUACUGGAAAUUCUUUUUAACUGUACAGUGACACAAGAUGAUCAUCUGAAUAAAAUUAA